CUUUAUUAAGUCUGCACACGGUACGAGCACUCAUUUUGAACUUCAAAGUGGUUGUGAUAAGGUAUCUGUUUAUAAAAGCGGAAAAUUCGUAUUUUUUUUGUCCGUAUAGUGCUAAUAAAUAAUAAUGUAUAAAUAUAAACAAGUGUUAUUACUUUUGGUUUACACUCAAACGGUAUUCUGCUUCAACAAAUACACGAGUGGAUUGCCGAACAGUAUUAGCAGAGAAUUAUAUUCAUAUGAUGAGCCGCAAAACAAUAACGACAGAAACCUAGAACAACCAAGUUGGAUAUACAAAAAUCACGAGAAGACAAAUUUUAACUACGACACGCAGAACGAUUAUAAUGAUAGAAUAAUUUUUCCCGAUGAUAACGAACACUUCGACAAACGAAAACAAGGGAAUCCAGAGCUUGAGCGUUUUAUACGGAAAUGUAGGCGUUUGUGUCUCUUAAAGAACAAUUAUAACCCUGUCUGUGGCACUGACGAUGUUACAUAUUAUAAUCUAGAUUAUCUGAAAUGUGUCAGAGAUUGCGGAGAAAAUGUCGCAUUAAAAUAUUUGUCUGCCUGUAAUGAACAAGGAACUACAAGUAGCACGCUACCUUCUACCACUGCUUCGAGCAACACGCAUACAUGUAUGUCUCUUUGUCCCACUACAUCAGAGUAUAACCCAGUGUGUGGAACAGAUAAUAUCACAUAUAAUAAUAUUGGAAAACUGUAUUGCGCCCAGGCAUGUGGUGUAGAGGUCCAGUUACAGCGUCAUAUGCCAUGUCCAAAGAAAGAUCCUCUUGAAGAUAGAUAUUCUACCAGCGAUUCACCCAUCACAACCACGACAUUGGAUAGUCGUUAUUUCCGAUCGUGUUUGGACUCAUGCAUAACCACAUCGGAGUAUAACCCUAUAUGUGCUUCUAAUGGGAAAACUUAUUACAAUAGGGGGAAGUACCAAUGCGCUAAAGGUUGCGGUUUGGAUAUUUCAGUUAGAAGCAUAGGAGCUUGUCACCAAUUGUCAGUUCCUGAUAAGAUUCCCAGUGCAACAACAACAUCUCCGGAUAUUUCGAGUACAGCCUAUAUUGAUAAGGACUUAUUAGAACAGAUAUUCUCUAAGGAAGGUCCUAGUGAUGCACUUAUAGAUGUCCGGAGCGCCUAAUGCUUCAAUGAUAAAUGUCAAAUUCACUUACCAUUAAACAAUUGUGAUAUUUUUUUAUACUUAAGUUAUUAUUAGGUCGAAUGUCAUUAAAUGUUUAAUUAGUAAA
Messenger RNA from Danaus plexippus (monarch butterfly), 1247 nucleotides. RefSeq names its product serine protease inhibitor dipetalogastin-like. The coding region runs from base 125 to 1141 and encodes 338 amino acids. The transcript has 6 exons. The record is from RefSeq and is a predicted model, not a curated record. Gene Ontology annotation, molecular function: protein binding; serine-type endopeptidase inhibitor activity. NCBI's taxonomy places the organism in Eukaryota, Metazoa, Arthropoda, Insecta, Lepidoptera, Nymphalidae.